AUGGCAAGACUCAAACUGUGGGCCUCAGUGCGUGGACAUCUCAACUUCUACCGCAUUCACGUCUUGACGUUCACCCUCUUGCCGCUGGUUUUCUCGGGAAUCUUCUACGCGAGCAACGGACGACAGCACGUGGACUAUGUCGACGCACUGUUCAUAUGUGUCAGCGCGUUCACCAAUUGUGGCCUCGAAACCGUGGAACUGAGCUACUUGACGCCCUGGCAGCAAGUCCUGAUCUUCAUGCAGAUGUGUAUGGGAAGUCCGGUCGUUGUAUCCUGGCUGGUCGUACUAGUUAGAAGGUAUCACUUCGCGAAGACUUUCAAGACUGCCAUCGCGGCCUCCGCGACUGACGAUCUCAUUCGCCGAGGAGAUUCUAGGACAUUCAUACAUCACGAGCAUCUUGAUGCGGUCCCGGAGCUUUCACGAGAAACGAGCGGAGAAUCUCGCGUCAGCACUCACAAUGUACGACCUGAGAUGGAGACGUUGAACGAGAAGAUCGGAAUACAGCAGACGAAUGUCCAUCACCCAGUAUCCAUACUCCAGAAGCCCGGCAUCUCACCCCACCACAGCUCGAAUAAGGAUGGAAAGGAAGAAAACCCUCCGCUGGACGCCUCGCUUGGUCGUAAAGGAGGCUUCACGCGUCGCUUUUCCGACCCUGGGGCCGACAUGCCAUUGAUCAAUUUUGACCUUGAUUCCAAUGAUUCUAUACGACAUCGGGGGCGCUUUCGGCGUCCUUAUACGUCGCACAUCAUGGAAUGGUCCCCACCUCCAACCCAACCACCUGUUGUAAGAGACACCAGAGGCGAAUUGCAUGCAAGGAUAGAAGAAGAGCGAAGAUCCACACACCGACAAUCCAUGACCCCUCGUCCGCGAAGCAUCCGCACUGUCUCAUCUCUGAACCGCGGAUUCGGAGGCUUCCCGAUGCCCGACGAAAUAUUUUCUCAGCUUGUUCGCAAACUCAGCAGCCGCAGUCAUUCAACCAAUCAUCCUAGACGACCUGAAAUCCAACGACCCCCAAGUUACCUUAGAUUUAAUCCCAUAAUUGGUCGAAACUCGACAUUCUACUUGCAAAGCGAGGAGCAGCUCAUAGAGCUCGGGGGUGUGGAGUACCGGGCACUCAAUGCUUUGUUGAUAUUGGUUCCUUGCUAUCAUAUUGGUCUACAGCUCAUCGCUUUUAUAAUCCUCGCACCGUAUAUUUCUACACACAAGUGGAGCUCAAAUUUUGUACCGCCCCAGGUUCAUAGACGAAUACCUCCUCCAUGGUGGGGUAUUUAUUACCUCCAACUUGCGCUACUUACGGAACCAGAUUAUCAUAGGUUUGCACUAUUCCAAUCCAUUUCCUCCUACACAAACAAUGGCAUGUCCCUUGUCGAUCAGUCUAUGGUCCCCUUCCAGCGUGCAUAUGUAAUGGUGAUAGUUAUGGCCUUCCUGAUUCUGGCCGGAAACACUUGUUUUCCUAUAUUUCUACGCUUUUUAAUUUGGGUUAUUAGCCGUCUCGUUCGUAGGGAGUCCCGCUUGUACGAGACAUUGCAGUUUCUUCUAGAUCAUCCCCGGCGUUGCUUCCUAUACUUGUUUCCAUCCCAUCAGACUUGGUAUCUCUUGACCGUGGUAGUUAGUCUCACGUUCACCGAUUGGUUCUUCUUCGUCAUCUUAGACAUAGACAACCCCGACCUAGCCACCAUACCCAUCGGUCUCAAAUGCUUCAUCGGCGUCCUGCAGGCGGUCUCCAUUCGUACAGCAGGCGUUGCCACUGUAGCAAUGUCCUCUAUCGCCCCCGCCGUCAAGGUCCUGUACGUGGUCAUGAUGUAUAUCAGUGUCUAUCCCAUAGCACUCAGCAUACGAUCUACCAAUGUUUACGAGGAACAAUCGUUGGGUAUAUACGCUGAGAUCCACGAUGAAGACCGCUUCGUGCCGUCUGGUUCAAGGGCAAGGGUCUGGGGAAACUACAUAGCGUUGCACGCCCGACGACAGCUAGCAUUUGACAUAUGGUGGAUAGCCUUGGCCAUAUUCCUUGUUACUAUAAUCGAGCGGCCAAGCUUGGACAAGAUCGAGAACUACGCCUGGUUUAACAAUUUUAGCAUAAUUUUCGAGUUGGUGUCGGCUUACGGAGUUGUAGGCCUCAGCUUGGGUACACCAACCGAAAAUUAUGCACUAUCUGGCGCUUUCCGUCCACUAUCAAAGCUCAUUGUCUGCAUCGUAAUGAUCCGUGGUCGACACCGAGGCCUUCCUGUUGCUAUCGACCAAGCUGUCUUGUUGCCUCAAGAAACUAUGCCACUCGCGACGCAGCCAGAUAGCAGUGAAGUUCGGUCAUGA
This is a messenger RNA of Pleurotus ostreatus (oyster mushroom), 2310 nucleotides long. RefSeq names its product low affinity potassium transporter. The transcript is spliced from 18 exons. Gene Ontology annotation, biological process: potassium ion import across plasma membrane; intracellular potassium ion homeostasis. Lineage: Eukaryota; Fungi; Basidiomycota; Agaricomycetes; Agaricales; Pleurotaceae. Gene Ontology annotation, molecular function: high-affinity potassium ion transmembrane transporter activity. Bases 1 to 2310 code for a protein of 769 amino acids. The record is from RefSeq and is a predicted model, not a curated record. Gene Ontology annotation, cellular component: plasma membrane.